This is a messenger RNA of Asterias rubens (European starfish), 1290 nucleotides long. Its product is annotated as histone-lysine N-methyltransferase SETMAR-like. Gene Ontology annotation, cellular component: nucleus. The transcript has 2 exons. Gene Ontology annotation, molecular function: zinc ion binding; protein binding; histone methyltransferase activity. Lineage: Eukaryota; Metazoa; Echinodermata; Asteroidea; Forcipulatida; Asteriidae. The record is from RefSeq and is a predicted model, not a curated record. Bases 130 to 966 code for a protein of 278 amino acids.
ACCGACGGUACCUGAACAAAAUGUGUUUUUAGUAGGACCACUGAUUUCUAAAAAGGCACUCCGUCCGGUUAUUUGAUAUAAACUUAAUAUCUGGAAAUUUCUUCCACAUAUAUUGAAAACAUAAAUAACAUGGAUGGUCAAUUAUUGUCAACAGAUAAUGAUAAGAUCGUUCUGCCGGAAGGAUUGCAAUUCAAGUACUCAUCCAUUAAUAUGCCUGGACCUGCACUAGAAUCCCAUCCAAAUGAAAUCAUCUUUGAUGGUUGCGUGUGCCUCCAGGCAUCAUGUCCACCAGACUGUCCAUGCAUACAGCGAUUCGGGGCAAACUACAACACCAAAGGGCAAUUUCUUAAAGGCCCUGGCAUCAGCCAGUCACAGCCGAUCUUCGAAUGCAACAGCAGCUGCCGUUGCGGACAAGAAUGCGUCAACAGGGUUGUGCAGAACGGCGUCAAACACAAGCUUGAGGUGUUUCAAUCCAACGCUGGGAAAGGUUACGGAGUAAGAGUUUCAGAGACGAUACAAAAGGAUUGUUUCAUUUGCGAGUACGCCGGGGAGAUUUUAACGUUAAAGGAAGCAAAGAGACGAACUCUGGCGAUGACUGCAGAUGAUAUGAACUUCAUUAUGAUCGUCCGGGAAUGUCUCGCCGACGGGAAGGUCAUAAGGACUCAUAUCGAUCCGUCAGCGACCGGGAAUAUCGGACGGUUUAUCAAUCACUCUUGCGAGCCGAAUCUUUAUCAAAUUGUGGUACGCGUCGAUAACGAUAUACCAAAGGUUGCUCUUUUUACGAGGAGGCCGAUUGAGGUUGACGAGGAAUUGACGUAUAGUUAUUGGGGCGACCAGCAACCGACGAGUCUCCUCGAUGGGAGGACUUCUGAUGAUGGGAAGAUGAAACCGUGUCUCUGUGGGAGCGAUAAAUGUCUUGGGUUCUUGCCGUUUAAUGAGAGUUUGUACGAGACGGAGUCAAAGUAGGACAAGUAUUUGCAAGGGGGCCUACAUUAGAGUGCCUCUUACCAAAGAGCAAGGAACUCUAUAAAAGCUUUCACCGGGGUGGGGGAGGGAUGGGGGUUGGUGGAGAGUGUCAUUUGCAUUGUUUUAAAAUCCAAUGAGCCAGGCCCAAUUUCAUAGCGCUGCUUAAUGGUAAGCAAAUUUUCGUGCUUACCGUGCAAGCGUAAUUCACAUGUUAGCAGAAAAAAUGGGCAGUCAUAUUGUGCGUUUACCAUUGAUUUGCAUUAUGACGUCAUUUGUUUUUGUGCGGUAAGCACCGGAAGGUUAGCAUGCCUUUUCUGUGCUUAC